Saimiri boliviensis boliviensis (Bolivian squirrel monkey) is the source of this 1310-nucleotide messenger RNA. RefSeq names its product serine/threonine/tyrosine interacting like 1 (gene STYXL1). Gene Ontology annotation, cellular component: mitochondrion. Gene Ontology annotation, biological process: protein dephosphorylation; negative regulation of cytoplasmic stress granule assembly; positive regulation of intrinsic apoptotic signaling pathway. NCBI's taxonomy places the organism in Eukaryota, Metazoa, Chordata, Mammalia, Primates, Cebidae. Gene Ontology annotation, molecular function: protein phosphatase binding; protein phosphatase inhibitor activity; pseudophosphatase activity. The record is from RefSeq and is a predicted model, not a curated record.
CCCGCCUACAACGGAAGAGAUCCUUCAAAAAGGUUAAGAGGAAGCCGUCUUCAGGUCAGAAGAGCCGAAUUUUAAUCCUCUGGCCAAAUGGCUGUGUAACCUGAGCCCAGUUCUCCAGCCUCGGUGCCUCGGUUUGUCCAUACUAUGCAGUUGAAAAUUACACGAUUUCUUUUAUUCACGCACACUCACACGGAUGCAGCAAGAAGGAGCUACGUCAAAGCAAUGGAAAGCUGCAGAAAAAACUAGGAUGCCUCGUUUGGUUUUGUGUGAACCGACAGAGCUUUACAACAUCCUGAAUCAGGUCACAAAACUAUCCAGAUUAAUAGAACCCAACUAUCUCUGUUUAUUGGAUGUCCGUUCCAAACGGGAAUAUGACGAGAGCCACGUGAUUACAGCACUUCGUGUGAAGAAGAAAAUGAAUGAAUAUCUUCUCCCGGAGUCUGUGGACCUGGAGUGUGUGAAGUACUGCGUGGUGUAUGAUAACAACACCAGCACUCUGGAGGUACUCUUAAAAGAUGACGAUGAUGGUUCAGACUCGGAUAGUGCUGGCAAAGAUGUCAUGCCUCGAGCAGCCAUUCAGUAUGGCAGGAUCCUGACCCGCCACACCUGCCACCCCGUCUACAUCCUGAAAGGGGGCUAUGAGCGUUUCUCAGGCAUGUACCACUUCUUCCGGACCCAGAAGAUCAUCUGGAUGCCUCAGGAACUGGAUGCGUUUCAGCCAUACCCCAUUGAAAUCGUGCCAGGAAAGGUCUUCCUGGGCAAUUUCAGUCAAGCCUGUGACCCCAAAAUUCAGAAGGACUUGAAAAUCAAAGCCCAUAUCAAUGUCUCCAUGGAAACGGGGCCCUUUUUUGCAGGUGAAGCUGACAAGCUUCUGCACAUCCAGAUAGAAGAUUCCCCAGAAGCCCAGAUUCUUCCCUUCUUACGCCACCUGUGUCACUUCAUUGCAAUUCACCUUCAGCUUGGCUCUGUCAUUCUGAUCUUUUCCACCCGAGGGAUCAGCCGCAGCUGUGCGGCGGCCAUAGCCUACCUCAUGCAUUGUAACGAGCAGACCUUGCAGAGGUCCUGGGCCUAUGUCAAGAAGUGCAAAAACAACAUGUGUCCAAAUCGGGGGCUGGUGACUCAGCUGCUGGAAUGGGAGAAGAUUAUCCUUGGAAGUUUCAUCACAAACAUCACGGAUCCACUCUACUGAUCUCCACGGCCCCAGUGAAGGGUGCUGAAUGGCCUCGCUUGGGGGCUUUUUGUGGGUGGAGGGCCAGAGUGUGUAUACCCAGGCUUGUCUGGAAGAAGGCCUUUGCCACCUGAAAGUCUCA